AUGGUCAGUUCGAUUGAAGGAGAAAAUGAUUCUGAUUUUCUUGAUGAACAUCAUAGUGGUUCGGAAACACAAGACGGUGAAAGUGAAACAUCCGAUAAUGAUGACGAAAUCGAUUUAGAAAAUCAUCAACUGAAUGAUAAUUGCACGUGGCAAAGUUCAUAUAACUUCAGAUCUGGUAUGACUUGGUCUUCAAAUCCGCACCACUUUUCAAAAACAAAUUUUUCGAAUGAUAAUACCACAGAAGCUGGACUGAUCCAAGUUACUGAAAAUAUAUCACCCAUUGAAGAUUCAUUUCUCUGUUUUAUGUCAGAGAAAAUGCUUGAAAAACUUUUGGUUUAUUCAAACUGCGAAUACUCUCAAAAUGAUACUGCCGCUGAAAAAUCAGAAAAAAUCACCAUUAUUGAAUUAAAAGCUUUUAUCGGGCUUUUAUUACUUUCUGGUCUAUUAGGCAAAUCGAAGAUAGAGCUAAAAUGUUUAUGGAGAAGAAGUCCAUUAGAAUCUCCCAUCUUUAAAGCGAUUAUGCCAAGAAGUCGUUUUCAAAAGAUUAUUGCCUGUUUACGAUUCGUCGACAAAAAAACACGAGAAGAAAGAAAAAAAAAUGAUAAGUUUGCCGCACUUCGUGAAAUCUGGUCGUAUUUUCAAGACAACUUACAAAAGUGUUACAUACCAGGAUAUAAUCUUACUAUUGACGAACAACUAUUAGACUUUCAUGGAAAAUGA
This is a messenger RNA of Didymodactylos carnosus, 720 nucleotides long. NCBI's taxonomy places the organism in Eukaryota, Metazoa, Rotifera, Eurotatoria, Philodinida, Philodinidae. The record is from the annotation of a GenBank genome assembly.